GUGAAAAAUCUUCAGGCCCAACUAGAAGAUGAACAAGAAGUCAGGCAUAAACUUAUCAAGCAGAAUCAUAUUCUGGAAGCCCAACUUCAGGAACUGAGCGAACAACCACCACAGCAUGAUCCAGAAGUGGAGAGGAAACUGAGAAGAGAUCUGAAAAGAGUUAAAGCUCUUCUCAGAGAUGCUCAGACCAGCGUAGAAACUGAAAGCGGAGUAAACAAUAGCAGGGUGCUGAUAAGACAACUAAAAAACGAGGUUGAAGAUGCAGAACUUUACAAGAUGGCAGCUAUUAAAGCACAGCAGAAUGCGGAGAUAGAGUUGCAAGAGGUUCAAAACCAGAUGGAAGAAAUAGCACGUGGAAAGAAGGAAGCUGAGACUCGCUGUUUGCAACUUACUCGGGAGAAGGCAUCUCUUCACAGUCACUUGGAGGAAUUAGAGGAAGAAUUGACAGAAGUAAUAAAAAAGUACAAAGCAACAGUAGAAUCAAUGUCAAACGAUCGUAGAAACCUCAACGAACAAACUUUACACAUCUCUGAUCUAGAGACAGAAAAUCGAAUUUUAAAGGAAAAGAUGACUGAACUACAGAACAAAAUUUCUCAACUAACCAGCCAAACUCAGGAUCUUCAGGAAACAAAAAAUCUCGAGAUAACCGUUCAAGAGUUAGAAUCUCGACUGCAGCUUGAGGACACAACAAAGAAACGUUUGGAGAAACAAGUUGUAAAACUUGAAGAAGAACUUGAAAAUCAGAAAGAACAUCAUGAAAUGUUAAAGAACAAGGCUAAGCAGGCAGAAGAAACUCAGCGGCGGCUUCAGCGACAGAUUGUAGAAAUGCAGAAAGAAAAUGGCACUUUGCAGCAGAAGGAAUCUGAAUCAGUCCGGAGGUGUUGCAUUUUAGAGAAUGAGCUGGAGAGUGCUGAAACGUCCAUAGCAGCUACGAAGAAUGACCUCAGAAUGGCUUAUCAAAGAAUACAGGACCUACAAAAAGCAUUACAGGAAGAUUUGGAGCCUGAUUCGGAGACUGGGAAUGAAAGUGAUUCCGACAAAGAACCCUUUGAACCAAGGCUAAGUAUCUUUAGAAGAUCGGCAUCUCUUCAGGGUAUUAGAACAGAAUUUCCUCUAAUGUAUGAAGACAGAUCACUUUCUCCCGAUUUUUACUCUCCUUCAAUAAGCCAUCUAGACAACUUGUAGCAUUUGAGGUGGACUUGCAAGAUCUAAUGUUCCUUCUUUGGACAACAGGUGCUAUUCUGGAACAUCUUUAGAUGAACUGCAUCUAUUUUUGUAACAAGCUCUUCCUCCUAUAAAAAUUAAAGAAAUUUCUGCUACAUUUCUCACAUGACAAAUUGUGGAAAACACAAUAUUAUAUUUUAACUCACACCUUUAUCAUUCAUUACUUUGUUAAAGAUGAUACCUAACAGAUUGCACAUUGAUGUAGGAGAAUAAGCAGUGAUCUCUUCUGUACACAAAAAUGACCAAUUUAGGUUAUAAAUUAUUUACAGAAUUAAUGUAAUUAGACAUCCAUAAAGUACCUUGAAGUCUAAUUAGAAUAUAUGCAUAUGUAUAUGUGUGCCUAUGGAGAUAAUUGAAGGUAGUUCAAAAAAGGUGGCCUGGUAAUUUGCAAAUGUUCCGAGUUUAUAAUAGGUAUUCUGAUUGUAAAGAUGCUACAAUUAUUUAUUUGUUUACAUAAAUUAAAAUCUGCAAUCAGUGUACUUGACUAUCUUUUCUGGAUGAUCUAUAAUUGAAUUCAAAAUAAGCUAUUUAUUAAUAAAAAUGCACUAAAAACGUUUAUUUUGUACACCUAACCAACUACAUACACACACUCACUAUUAUGGAAACCCCAAGGGAAUAAAUGAGUCUGUUCACAUGAUAUAGUGUAAACACUUGUCUAACAUGGUGAAGAAAGGUAGAUUUAUGAUACUCAAUAAAGCAGCACAUGAAUUUAGACCCCAAGAUAACUAAAGUCUAGAAGUCCAUAAUGUAACUAUCCUUUAAAAAAAAAGCUGAAUAUUUCACCAGUUUAUUAUUGAGAGUAUAAUUUCUGAUUAACUUAGCAAGGCUGUUUUUAAAGACCAUUUCUUUUAGGUUUAAAAACUGCUACUACAAGACAUUGUACAAAAUUACAUAAAACAAUAGACUAUUGAAAACCACUACUUGUCAAGUAACCAAAAUUACAUUUUACAUUGUCGAAUUGACUAUUUUUUUCUUCAGACUUUUGGUACUAGUAAAGAGAAGUAAACUUUUGGGUAAAUGUUAUGUAAGAUUAAUUGUUUGUAGAGCUUAGACCUGAAUCAGAAAUAGCUUGAUGGGAUGAUGUAGAAGAUAAGUUUAUGUAAACAAAUGUCUAGGUGUUUUUAUGAUAAGGAGAGUUAUA
Limulus polyphemus (Atlantic horseshoe crab) is the source of this 2365-nucleotide messenger RNA. RefSeq names its product unconventional myosin-XVIIIa-like. The record is from RefSeq and is a predicted model, not a curated record. The transcript is spliced from 9 exons. The annotation marks the transcript as partial. NCBI's taxonomy places the organism in Eukaryota, Metazoa, Arthropoda, Merostomata, Xiphosura, Limulidae.